Messenger RNA from Hylaeus anthracinus, 571 nucleotides. RefSeq lists its product as uncharacterized. Gene Ontology annotation, biological process: cilium organization. Bases 100 to 540 code for a protein of 146 amino acids. The record is from RefSeq and is a predicted model, not a curated record. NCBI's taxonomy places the organism in Eukaryota, Metazoa, Arthropoda, Insecta, Hymenoptera, Colletidae. The transcript is spliced from 3 exons.
AAAUAAAACCGCACGGACUCGCAACAGCUGCCCUACUUAUGCGAAAAGGAAAGGCCAACCUUGGUGAAUCAGAAAAUAAAAGUCAUAAUUACGUCAAACAUGAAGACAGAUAUCAAUGAUCCAUGGUGUGGAAUAGUUGUACCAGAUUGCAACGACAAUAAGUGCAACAAUCAUUUUGAAGACUCUUUUGUAGAAUAUCAGUCGAGAUGUAAGAAGCUUGUUGAUUCCGAAGAAUAUUUACAGAAACUUUAUUCCAGACUUAGAAAUCUUGAAAAAGAGACAUCAAAGAAAGAUCUUGUAGCAUCUUUAGCAGAAGUGAAAGAAGAUUAUAUCACACGAAUGAUAACUUCUGGGCACAGACUUGAAAUAGAAGAGGAAACAGAACUAGCUUUAAAUCCUUUAAUUAGACAUCUAGCACCACAUUUACAAGCAGUAACUGCUAGUGAAUUAGUUCAUCUUUUAAAAGCAGAUGUUCUUCAAGUAGUUACAGAAACUGAAAAUAAUAAGGAAAUUAUAGAAAACUCAUUAAUGAAUAAGUAAAUUCAAAGAGUAAAGCAGUAACUUAUAUCUU